AUGUGCAGCGGCCCUCUUCCCACGGAGGGGCUGGUGGGGUUUUUGUCCGGGAAGUCAACUGGCGGCAAGUGGGUGGACGAGUACCUCGGCGUGAAUGCAACAGUAAUGAAUGGGGCAGCGGCAGGCGAGAAGUGGGGCGUGACGUUCAGCGGCGCCGGGGCCGGGGCGGAGUGGCCCGUGGGGAAACUGGGGCAGAACCAGCCGUACUACUUUGCGAACAACGAAUUCACUCUCGUGGCGACGGUGACGAUCCACGCGGUGCCGGAGGAGGACGACGCUCCUCUGCUGGGGGUGAGGAUGAAUGACUCAGAGAGCAGUGUGCUCUUCGGCCUCUCGUACACGAAGGACAAGAAGUGGAGGCCCACACUUCAUAACACUGCUGCCGAGGAGCCUUGUGGUGAGACGUGGGAUCGAGACACAACGUACCAGGUGGCCGUGAAAAUGAAUACUGACGACGAUUGGAAUGUGUACGUUGACGGGAGGGAGAUUUACGAGGGGGAAUACGCUGGCGCCCUGUUCGACUCGCACCGGAUCUCGCACUUCUACUUUGGCGGCGACGGGGCGGAGGGCGCAGAGGCGGGCCCCCACGUGACUGUGGCCAACGUCCUGCUGUACAACGAAGCACUCACUAGUGACGAGAUCCGAAAGCUCGCACGGAGCAAAGUGGCUCUUGGAGGAACAGCUGCCGGGAAAGAAAGCCGCGAGCUGCAGGCGGUUCCUCCGGCGUCCACCUCUGAGGGUGGGGAGUCUGUUGCCGAGGUGGAGCCUGAAGUUGGCCGCGGUGAGCAGCAAACGGAGGACGGCGAGCGCACGGAGGGUCAGCAGGAGCAAAAGGACGCUGCUGCUGUUGAGGCGCCGGCGCGUGAGGAACGUUUGCCGGCGGUGUUGGGGAGUGGCGGUGCAAGUGUCUCUCCUCAGCAGCCGGCAAAUGCAGCGCCUCCUGUCGUCGGGGCACCGACAGUUGGGGGCGAACAGUCGCACGAAGCGGAAGCGGGAUCUGCUGGGGACCCGGCACCGCGGAAGGACGACGCAGGAGCGCCGGACCCGAGAGCUGCGCAGCAGAGCAGCGACGUGGAGGCCGCCCCUGCGCCACCCGCCGUGGACUCCCCCCUCAGCCCGUCGGUGGAACACCACCAAGAAGAAAAAGAAGUUCAGCCACCACCAGCAGAAGAAGGAGCGGCUACUCAGUUAUCGCAGGGAGCAGACAAAGAGACAGGCGACGUGGCAGCACCUUCUAACGGCACACCCAACUCCGACGCAGAGGAAGCAGAAGAGGCGGCGGACAAAAAAGAAAAGAAGGAUGAGGAGGAAGGAGCGACAGAAGGCGGUGGCGGUGCAUUGGCGCCCCCACCGUUGAAAGCUCCAGCUGCGGCCAGUGCUCCUCGCCCAGGCGCAGCUGAGCAGGCCGUCGGUGCGGAAACUUCUGAGCGGCAACGAGGGUCCUCGCCUCCCGCGGACGGUGCAGUCACGGCGGCGCCGGUGGGUGACGCGACUCCGCGGAGUGGGCCCAUGGAUGACGGUCAGGCGCAGCAGACCCCUCCGUCGCACGCGCCAGAGGCCGUUGGCGGCGUGCCGUCUGCUUCCGCCGCGCCCACCGGCGAGACGCCAAACGCUGCCGCCGAAGGAAGUGGCGCAGACCCCCAAACUGCGGCGGACGUGGACGGCGGCCACGAGGCACCCAGCAACGCCGCCACGGCACCCGCGGCUCAGGCGCCUGGGCAGCCAGGCACCCCGCCAACACGCGACGCUGCAUCGUACCUAAGCAACAACUCUAUCACCUUCAAGAACACCACAGGGCCGUUCCCGAUGAACACAGGCAGCGACGGCGCUGUGCGUGGGUGCGUGUCACGGCUGUUGCUGCUUGCCCUGCCGGGGCUGUGGGGCGCGACGGCUCUCUGCUGA
This is a messenger RNA of Trypanosoma conorhini, 1902 nucleotides long. RefSeq names its product trans-sialidase. Gene Ontology annotation, molecular function: exo-alpha-sialidase activity. NCBI's taxonomy places the organism in Eukaryota, Euglenozoa, Kinetoplastea, Trypanosomatida, Trypanosomatidae. The transcript has a single exon. The record is from RefSeq and is a predicted model, not a curated record. Bases 1 to 1902 code for a protein of 633 amino acids.